AGCACUCUCCAGUUUCCACUCACUUCAACUCGAAAUCUCCGCUGCUGCUACCUGCUUCUCUUCAUCUCUCCACCAAUGGCAGCCGCCUCCAACUCCAUCCUGUCUUUCAUCCACGGCUCACAGAGUCAACCCAGAAGGCAUUCCCAGUUUCUUCCAUCCCCUUCUCUUCUUUUUCCCGGAUCUCGUUCUCUCUCUCUCAAGCUCUCUCGCCGCUCCAACUCGCCCCUUCUCUGCUCUUUAGAUGCAUCCAGCAGCACAGAUAAGGAGGCCCCAAUUGAAACAAGGUUCCCAGCUUAUCCCAGUGUGAUUGACAUUAAUAAAAUUAUGGAGAUAUUACCACACAGGUUCCCAUUUUUGUUGGUGGAUAGAAUUAUAGAAUAUAAUCCGGGGGUAUCGGCUGUUGGUAUAAAGAAUGUGACAAUAAAUGAUAACUUUUUUCCUGGACACUUCCCUGAGAGGCCUAUAAUGCCUGGUGUUCUCAUGGUUGAGGCAAUGGCACAAGUUGGAGGUCUGGUUAUGCUGCAACCCGAAGUGGGAGGUUCUCGGGAAAACUUCUUUUUUGCUGGAGUUGACAAAGUAAGGUUUAGGAAACCAGUCAUUGCAGGAGAUACUUUGGUUAUGAGGAUGACACUUACCAAGCUGCAGAAGCGGUUUGGAAUCGCAAAGAUGGAAGGGAAAGCAUAUGUUGGAAGUGACUUGGUAUGCGAGGGUGAGUUCCUGAUGGCUACUGGGAGUGAUUGAUAGUCUCAGUAUUUUAUUCUGUGUUUCUACUAGUGUUCUGAAAACUCAUGAGCCAUGCUGACUCGAGGC
Molecule: messenger RNA, 810 nt
Organism: Hibiscus syriacus
Lineage: Eukaryota; Viridiplantae; Streptophyta; Magnoliopsida; Malvales; Malvaceae
Product: 3-hydroxyacyl-[acyl-carrier-protein] dehydratase FabZ-like
Exons: 4
Coding region: 76-741 (221 amino acids)
Biological process (GO): fatty acid biosynthetic process
Molecular function (GO): hydro-lyase activity
Source: RefSeq, a predicted model, not a curated record